Molecule: messenger RNA, 1932 nt
Organism: Lathyrus oleraceus (garden pea)
Lineage: Eukaryota; Viridiplantae; Streptophyta; Magnoliopsida; Fabales; Fabaceae
Product: amino-acid permease BAT1 homolog
Exons: 9
Coding region: 309-1865 (518 amino acids)
Biological process (GO): transmembrane transport; gamma-aminobutyric acid transport
Cellular component (GO): membrane
Molecular function (GO): gamma-aminobutyric acid transmembrane transporter activity; L-glutamate transmembrane transporter activity; L-lysine transmembrane transporter activity
Source: RefSeq, a predicted model, not a curated record
GCUAUCCAUGUCUCGGCCACGUAUCUGAUUGUUGUUACUGCUUUUAGUCCAUUUAUUGUGUAUACAAUGAGAAUGUUUUGUGCGACAUGGAAUUGAAGUAUGCAUUUUUUUUUGCAACACGAGAAAAGAUUGACAAAGCAUUGAGAACCGGCCGUGAGUGUCUUACACUUAACUAUAAGACAAAAGAAACAAACAAUUUAUAUCAUGUGGACAUCAAUAGAUAAGCCAAAUUUGACAAUAACCGAGACGUUUUGACUACGUGCCUUCUAUUUCUUGACUGCAAGCAAGCAUUAGCUGUCACCAAAAACAUGACACUCCCAUCUCAUGUAGUUACCAAUGGUGAUGCUUCACUUGACUCUGGUCAUAACCGUCUUCUUCAACUUGGUUACAAACAAGAACUGAAGCGCGAUCUCUCGGUGGUUUCAAACUUUGCUCUUUCUUUUUCUAUUAUAUCCGUGCUCACCGGUAUCACCACCCUUUACAACACUGGGUUGAACUAUGGUGGCCCAGUUUCUAUGCAAUAUGGUUGGUUUUUGGCUUCAGCUUUCACCAUGCUUGUUGCACUUUCAAUGGCUGAAGUUUGUUCAGCUUUUCCAACUUCUGGUGGUCUUUACUAUUGGAGUGCCAAGCUUGCUGGCCCCAAAUGGGCACCUUUUGCCUCCUGGAUCACUGGAUGGUUCAAUAUUAUUGGCCUGUGGGCAGGGACAACAAGUGUAGACUUUUCACUUGCGCAACUCAUUCAGGUCAUCAUUCUCCUUAGUACUGGUGGGAAAAAUGGUGGUGGAUACGUAGCAUCUAAAUAUGUAGUUCUUGCUUUCCAUGGUGGAAUUUUGCUCCUUCAUGGUAUGAUAAACAGCCUUCCAAUCUCUGUGUUAUCAUUCUUAGGACAACUCGGUGCUAUCUGGAAUGUUUUAGGUGUUUUUGUGCUUAUGAUUCUCAUUCCAUCUGUUGCGACGGAAAGGGCUAGUACCAAGUUUGUUUUCACUCAUUUCAAUGCUGAUAAUGGGGAUGGAAUCAACAGCAGACCAUACAUGUUUCUCUUAGGACUUCUAAUGAGUCAGUAUACACUUUCCGGCUAUGAUGCGUCAGCUCAUAUGACAGAAGAAACUAAGGAUGCUGAUAGGAAUGGACCAAAAGGUAUUAUAAGUGCUGUUGGGAUAUCUGUUAUUGUUGGUUGGGGUUACAUAAUCGGUAUUACCUACGCCGUUACUGACAUCCCCUACCUUUUGAAUGAAAAUAAUGACGCUGGCGGGUAUGCCAUUGCUGAGAUAUUCUAUCAAGCAUUCAAAGCAAGAUAUGGAAAUGGAAUUGGAGGCAUUAUUUGCUUAGGAAUUGUUGCUGUCGCCAUUUUUUUCUGCGGUAUGAGUACAAUUACCAGCAAUUCAAGAAUGGCUUAUGCUUUCUCAAGAGACGGUGCCAUGCCAUUUUCGUCUUUGUGGCAUAAAGUUAACAAGCAGGAUGUUCCUAUAUAUGCAGUUUGGCUUUCUGUUUUUAUAUCAUUUUGCAUGGCCCUAACGUCUCUUGGAAGUAUAGUGGCAUUUGAAGCCAUGGUGUCCAUAGCAGUGAUUGAUCUCUACAUUGCUUAUGCACUUCCUAUCUUCUUUAGGGUGACUUUAGCAAGAAAGAACUUUGUUGCUGGGCCUUUCAACUUGGGCCGUUACGGAAUCAUUGUUGGUUGGAUUGCAGUUAUUUGGGUGGUGAUCAUAUCUAUACUAUUCUCAUUGCCAGUUUCAUAUCCAAUAACAAUUGAGACACUUAACUACACACCUGUUGCACUUGGAUGUUUGAUCAUUCUUGUAGUUUCUUACUGGUUAAUCAGUGGUAGGCAUUGGUUUAAAGGACCUAUAACCAAUUUACAACACUGAAGUUGUAUACAUAAUAGUUUAUUCUAUAACCAAUUUUAAAUAUUAUAUAUGCAAUUUAUUUUGUCUA